This is a messenger RNA of Pantherophis guttatus, 2177 nucleotides long. RefSeq names its product sodium channel regulatory subunit beta-2. The record is from RefSeq and is a predicted model, not a curated record. Gene Ontology annotation, cellular component: plasma membrane. NCBI's taxonomy places the organism in Eukaryota, Metazoa, Chordata, Lepidosauria, Squamata, Colubridae.
GGCCGCCGCCCCUCCAGCCGGCCAUCUUGGAGCCAAACCCUCCGCUGCCCAAGGACGAUGAGUGCUCCGGACGGACGGUCGAGCACUUGACCUUCGCCCUGUCCAGCUGCUGAGCCCCGCGCGCCGCCGCCCUUGAGGAUGAGCCCCGCAAGCCCGGCGCUGCAGCUGCUGCUGCUCUUCCCGCUGGUGCUGAACACGCUGGGCAUGGAGCUGAUGGCCCCAACCCCCGUCUAUGCUCUGAACGGCUCUUCCAUCCGCCUCAGCUGCACUUUCAAUUCCUGCUACCAGGUAGACAAAAAGCAGUUCUCCCUGAACUGGACCUACCAAACCUGCCAGAACUGCACCGAAGAGAUGUUCUUGCAGUUUAAGCUGAAAGUGGUUCCUGUGGAGCUGAAGCGUUUUGAGGAUCGUGUGGAGUUUACGGGAAACCCCAGCAAGAAUGAUGUGUCCUUCACCCUCCACAAGGUGCAGCUGGAGGAUACAGGGCUGUACAACUGCUACGUGAUGAACCCGCCUGACCGACACAAGGGCCACGGCCAGAUCAGCCUCCAGGUUCUCACAGAAGAGCCCCCAGAGCGGGACUCCACUGUGGCCGUGAUUGUGGGGGCCACUGUGGGGGGCUUCCUGGCUGUGGUGAUCCUGGCUUUGGUCAUUGUCAAGUGUGUCCGGCGCAAGAAGCAGCAGAGGCUCAACACGGAUGACCAGAAGACCGAAGAAGAGGGCAAGACAGAUGGGGAAGGGAACCCGGAGGAAGGCAUGAAGUAGAGGGGGGAGUCUCUCCUCCAGGCUGGCUCCCUGCUCCUCCUUGUCCCUGGCCUCUUCUCCCAUGGACUUUCUUUAAAGCAAAGAGCUCCACCCAAAAUUUCAGAAAGACUGGGGUGCUUUCUCUCUCCCUCUUCACUGCUGGGCUCUUGGGCCAGAGCACAGCAUGGGCUGGCUGCCGGUGGUGGGUUUUUAUUGGGGGGAGGGAGUUUGCUGAAACUGAAAGCUGCCUGGGGUGAGUCUCCAUUCCUGUCCCAGAUGGGCAGUUCCUCCAUUUGGACAGAGGAAGCCCUGUUUUGUGUCCCUGGCAAGAAGGCCACCGCCGCCACCCCCGCCCCUGCUGCCUUCAUGGCAAGUCUUGGGAAAGGGAAAGUUUUUUUCCUUUGCUCAUGGAAGGGGCCUGAGUGGAGGCAGAUGGCUUAGGAGCUGAUGAGGGCUCACAGCUCUGUGGCAGGGAGAGGAACUGUGUCCCAAGGCCAAGCAGGAUUUCCUCUCCAAAGCAGAAACUGCCAUUUCUCACUUUCCACCUUGAAUACCAAGCACAAUUCACCACUGCCAGGAGAAUUCACUGCCAGGGGUCAGCAGCCGUCUCUCUUGCAGGCCAGCACUGCACCCCACCCCCAUCUUACAAACCCACCGCUGGACUGUUUGGAAGGAAUGCUGUUGACCCUCACACCCCUCUCAUGAAAAAACCUGAAGGUUUUCUGCCUGGCAUAAGCAGGAGGUAUGUGCAUGUUGAGGGGAGCAGGGGAAGGAAGGAAGGAAGGAAGGAAGGAAGGAAGGAAGGAAGGAAGGAAGGUUGUCUAUUUGGGGCUUAGUGGAAGAGUUUCCACCCAGACCCACUGCAACCAACUGGUCUUUGCUUUCUCUGCUCACACAUCUUGCCUGCUAGUUAAAACCCCAAUGCAAGAAGGGCCCUGGAGGCCUCCAUUCCCCACCCCACCAGCCAUGACCCCUCCUGGGAUUCUCCACUCAGCAGUCCCUGAACUGGCCCUUACUUCUGGGCAUGAGGCUCCUUUCCUAGGAUGUUCCGGGGGGGGGGGUGAGAGCAAGUGAUUCCCCGGGUGGCUUGUGACUGUGCUGAUCUGUCUUUAGCUCUGCUGCUUCUCCUUGGAAUUGCACUUUGCUGCCUGCUGAUUGCAACCCCUCCCCCUUCUGUCAUGUUCCCAACACCUGCCCUCAGCUGAGAUGGGUUAUGCAACCUUUCUGUCCUUAUUUUGCAAAAUCUGCAAUUCAGAUUCAUCAGCCUCAGCCUGAAAAGUUUUCAUCGCUCUUCUUGUAACUGCAGAAUUGAGUUGGCCUCCAUUUGCACGGACAGUGAUUUACUGUGCUGCGCUGGAAAUCAAUGUUUCUUGUCCUGGGUCUGCUCAGGAAGUCCAACAGUCAGAUGAAAUAAAGCAGAGCUUGCCUCUCAA